Equus quagga is the source of this 2985-nucleotide messenger RNA. It is a transcript of the gene LGI3, whose product is annotated as leucine rich repeat LGI family member 3. NCBI's taxonomy places the organism in Eukaryota, Metazoa, Chordata, Mammalia, Perissodactyla, Equidae. Gene Ontology annotation, biological process: regulation of exocytosis. The coding region runs from base 220 to 1866 and encodes 548 amino acids. The record is from RefSeq and is a predicted model, not a curated record. Gene Ontology annotation, cellular component: synaptic vesicle. The transcript is spliced from 8 exons. Gene Ontology annotation, molecular function: protein binding.
GGCUCCGCGCAUCUCUCCAGCCGGCUCGGGAGCGAGCAGGGGAGGGGCCCGCAAGCGGCAGGCGCCCGAGGGCUGGUGGAAUCCGCUCUCCGCUGCGGGCAGCCGGGCCCCUGGCUGUGGCAGCUGCUGCUGGUGGCCGGGAGGUGCCCGCGCCCGCGCGGGGUGGCGGAGCAGCGGGGCGGGGCCGCGGCCAGUGGCCCCGGGAGAGCCUCAGGCAGCAUGGCGGGGCUGCGGGCCAGGCAGGCCUCUGGGCUCCGGCUGCUGGCGCUGUCCACGCUCGGCUUCUGCCUAAUGCUGCACGUCGGUGCCAAGAGGCCCCCUAAGAUGCCCCCCUGCCCGCCCAGCUGCUCCUGCACCAGGGACACGGCCUUCUGCGUGGACUCUAAGGCAGUGCCCAGGAACCUGCCCUCCGAGGUCAUCUCUCUGACGCUGGUGAAUGCUGCCUUCUCGGAGAUCCAGGAUGGAGCAUUUUCCCACCUGCCACUGCUGCAGUUCCUGUUACUCAAUUCCAACAAGUUUACUCUGAUUGGAGACAACGCGUUCACAGGACUGUCGCACCUGCAGUACCUCUUCAUUGAGAACAAUGACAUCUGGGCACUAUCCAAGUUUACUUUCAGAGGACUCAAGUCUUUGACACACCUCUCACUGGCCAACAAUAACCUGCAGACACUGCCUAGAGACAUCUUUCGGCCCCUGGAUAUCCUGAGUGACUUGGACCUGCGAGGCAACUCGCUCAACUGUGACUGCAAGGUGAAGUGGCUGGUGGAGUGGCUGGCGCACACCAACACCACAGUAGCCCCCAUCUAUUGUGCCAGCCCACCCCGCUUCCAAGAGCACAAGGUGCAGGAUUUGCCUCUGCGGGAGUUUGACUGCAUCACCACAGAUUUCGUGCUGUACCAGACCCUGCCCUUCCCAGCAGUGUCGGCUGAGCCCUUCCUCUACUCCAGCGACCUCUAUUUGGCUCUGGCCCAGCCAGGUGUCAGUGCUUGCACUGUCCUCAAGUGGGACUAUGUCGAACGGCAGCUUCGAGACUAUGAUAGAAUCCCAGCUCCUUCUGCAGUGCACUGCAAGCCGAUGGUGGUGGACAGCCAGCUGUACGUGGUUGUGGCUCAGCUGUUUGGCGGCUCUUACAUUUACCACUGGGACCCCAACACCACACGCUUCACCAAGCUGCAGGACAUUGACCCGCAGCGCGUGCGCAAGCCCAAUGACCUGGAGGCCUUCCGUAUCGAUGGCGACUGGUACUUUGCUGUGGCCGACAGCUCCAAGGCUGGUGCCACCAGCCUCUACCGCUGGCACCAGAAUGGCUUCUACUCCCACCAGGCCCUGCACGCCUGGCACCGUGAUACUGACCUGGAAUUUGUAGACGGCGAGGGCAAGCCAAGGCUCAUUGUGUCUAGCAGCUCCCAGGCACCUGUCAUCUACCAGUGGAGUCGCACCCAGAAGCAGUUUGUGGCCCAGGGUGAGGUGACCCAGGUGCCUGAUGCCCAGGCUGUGAAACACUUCCGCGCUGGCCGCGACAGCUACCUGUGUCUCAGCCGCUACAUCGGCGACUCCAAGAUCCUGCGCUGGGAGGGCCCCCGCUUCUCCGAGGUGCAGGCCCUGCCCUCCCGGGGCUCACUGGCCCUGCAGCCCUUCCUUGUGGGUGGCCGCCGUUACCUGGCACUGGGCAGCGACUUCUCCUUCACACAGAUCUACCAGUGGGAUGAGGGGCGACAGAAGUUUGUGCGGUUCCAGGAGCUGGCUGUGCAGGCCCCUCGGGCCUUCUGCUACAUGCCUGCUGGAGAUGCCCAGCUGCUCCUGGCCCCCAGCUUCAAGGGGCAGACGCUUGUGUACCGACACAUCGUGGUGGAUCUCAGUGCCUAGAGGGGUGCCAAGGCCUCUGGGUUCCUCGGACAGCCACUGGAGGCUAAGGGGGAGCCUCUGUGUGAGCAGUAUGUGUGCCCAUGUGAAGACACAUGUAGCUAACCUGCAUACGUGCCCUCACAUACGUAUACUCCGUUGAGCGUGGGCAGACACUGACUAGCGCAGGGGAGCUACAAUGAAGACUCAUAUAUGCACCAGGCAACCCAGUACCCAGUGCCCUCCCAUAUGUGGACACCUGUUGACCCCACACUCCAUCCGCAAGCCCCUCUCCCUCCAUUGCCUUCCACAUGCUCUGGCCCUGGGGGCAGGGUGCUGGGAGGGAGGCUGAACCGCCCCCUCCUGUUGUCCAGCUUAUCCUUCUGACUCUCUGGUCUUUCCUGUUGGUGCUCUAGGUGUCUGUGUACCUGCUCAUGCCCCACGUUGCAGCCCACAGCCACAUCCUUCAGACUGCUGGGGCACUUACCCAUGCUACGCUCCUUGUGCAUGCACACGUGGACGCUGACGGACGCCAUCAAUUACAUGCACCACACCCCUGUCGACACUCCCAUUUCUGCGUGCACACAUGCACAUUCAGGACUGCCUAAAGGCUCUCCCCUCCGUGACCUCAUCUCUCUUCUUAGAGGGGGCACACAGUCCCCAUCCUCCUAUGCUCAGCCCUGGUGUGCCCACCCUGCAGCUGAUAUGGAUGGGAGUGGUGGUGCCAGCCUCUUUGCGCCAGCUUGACCUCUUGGGGGCAAAGCCCUUCUGCCUGAAGCAAUAACAGCAGCCCCAGCAGCCCCUGACUUCUCCCCAGUGCUGGCUCUGUUCCCACUGGAGUUUCCUUCUCUGACCCUCAAUCUGGCUUGCCUGUGGACAGGAGACCACUCAGAUGAAAACCUUUCUGCUUUUGUUUCCUGUAGCUGCCCUCGCCUUGGACCACCCCCUGGGUUCAGCCCCGCCUGUGGGCUGUGGACUCUGAACUGUGCUGGCUUCUUCGGGUGUGUUCAAGAGCUGGCCCAGCCAGGGACCCUGCAAAUACCCGAGCCAUCUGGGCAGGUGGCAGGAGUGGAGCUGAGCCAGAGAGCGUCUUGGGGGCCCUGGGACCACUCUAAUCCACAGAGGCACACCCCAGGAGCACUG